AUGCACUCCAUAUCUCAUAUGUCUCAGACACUGUUUUCGGCCCAGGCUCAAGUGUCUGGUCUGAGAUGUAGCGUAGUCAGCAUGAAAUUAAAACGAACUCAGACCAUUAACCUCGCUCUGCAAAGAGAAGCCGGUACCACCCCCUUUGAAAAUGCGCAGCUUUUAGGAGACGCUUGGAUCGAUCACAAAUACUUGAUUGAGCUGUCUAGAUCAGCAGCUAUCCCGCUCAUGCAGUUGGUCCGUGGAACUUCGGUAUACUUUGAGCCCAAGCCAGUAGUUGAAAAAAGCCAGGAGUAUCUUGAUCUCAUGUCCGAAUUGAGAUUAAGGCAACAGGAAAAAGAGUACCAGGAGUUAAUUGGCCGCAAUGAGGAGCAAACAGUAAUCAAACCUGGAACGAUUGAGGCUAAGGCUUUAAAAGAGGAAGUGACUACCAUUUUCAAUAUCACGAUCUCAGUCGUUGCAGUAGCCUGGGCCAUAUGGAAGUGGACACCAUACUGGUCAGUGCAAUCUAGAACUUUGGCGUGCCUUUUCGGCUCAAUUCUGAUUCUAGUAGCUGAAGUUGUUGUAUAUCUUGGAUAUCGAAGGCGCGUUAAUGAUGCUCGAAAUACUGCAAAGGUACUUAAAGAAAAGCGUAAGAUCAUCCAGACACUCCCAAUCGACCCAGUAGAGAGCAUAGAGGAGGAGGAGGUCUUGAAGACCGAAUCAAAAACAACGCAGGCAGACGUGCGAAGGCGGUACUGA
This is a messenger RNA of Wickerhamiella sorbophila, 741 nucleotides long. Its product is annotated as Vacuolar ATPase assembly integral membrane protein VPH2. NCBI's taxonomy places the organism in Eukaryota, Fungi, Ascomycota, Dipodascomycetes, Dipodascales, Trichomonascaceae. Bases 1 to 741 code for a protein of 246 amino acids. The record is from RefSeq and is a predicted model, not a curated record. Gene Ontology annotation, cellular component: endomembrane system. The transcript has 2 exons. Gene Ontology annotation, biological process: vacuolar proton-transporting V-type ATPase complex assembly.